Molecule: messenger RNA, 2046 nt
Organism: Pungitius pungitius (ninespine stickleback)
Lineage: Eukaryota; Metazoa; Chordata; Actinopteri; Perciformes; Gasterosteidae
Product: receptor-type tyrosine-protein phosphatase eta
Exons: 5
Coding region: 9-878 (289 amino acids)
Biological process (GO): peptidyl-tyrosine dephosphorylation involved in inactivation of protein kinase activity
Cellular component (GO): signaling receptor complex
Molecular function (GO): protein binding
Source: RefSeq, a predicted model, not a curated record
GCGGCACCAUGAAGCUCGCGCUCCUCUCCAGCGUCCCUCUGCGGACUCUGCUGUUCUUCGGCGCCAUCCUCGGGAUCACCAGAGCGAUAGAGCUUGAUGACAUCAGGAAUAUCACUGUGACUGAUGUCACAACAUCCUCUAUUUCUCUGACGUGGAUUGAACCAAAGGGAAACAGCUCUUUCUACAGAGUACAGUGGACUGAUGGAAAUGUAUCUCGCAGUAACAAUGUGACUACAACAAAUAUAACCAUUACUAACCUGACUGCUGGUGCACAGUAUGAAAUAACCGUCACUGCAGUGACAAAUGAAGGCAGAACUGAGGGACUGAACACCAGUGUUUCUCAAUACACAAAACCUGGUGAAAUUGGGACACCUACUGUGUCCACAAACACCUCCUCCAUCUCUCUGCAGUGGACCUCACCUCCGGGUGAGGUGUUCAAGUACAGGUUGGAGUGGACCAGUAAUGGAGAUAUGAGGAAUGUGUGUACACAUGACAACUUUGCCGUGCUAUCAGAACUAAUCCCAGGCACUAGCUACACAAUCUCAGUCAUCGCCGUCGCCGGAGACAAUCAGACAGAAGGACAAGCUCACCGACUCACCGCAGUCACAAAGCCUGAAGUAGUCAGGAAUAUCACUGUGACUGAUAUCACAACAUCCUCCAUAUCUCUGACGUGGAUUGAACCAAAGGGAAACAGCUCUUUCUACAGAGUACAGUGGACUGAUGGAAAUGUAUCUCGCAGUAACAAUGUGACUACAACAAAUAUAACCAUUACUAACCUGACUGCUGGUGCACAGUAUGAAAUAACCGUUACUGCAGUGACAAAUGAAGGCAGAACUGAGGGACUGAACACCAGUGUUUCUCAAUACACAAGUAAGUAAGCAUGUAAAUGUGUUUGAUAAAGUCAGGUCAUUAGAAUCUGCUGAAGGCACCUGUUGGAGAAGACGGUCUGCAGUGAUCACUGGCAGGAUGAAGCUCUGAGGUUUGUAGAGUGAAGUCUAGUUGUAGAAUGACGAUUCCUCUCAAAGGAAAAGUCCUUGAAUGCCGGCUUGUGUGUCACGGUGAUGCUUUUGUCCUACUGGACCAUGGUGAGGACAAGAGAACUCACCUGUCACUCAAAGGUCUGGAUUGUGUAUGGUACGUUUCACUUUUCCCUCUCAGGUUUGGAAGAUUCUCUGUCGGGACGAGACUGAGGUCAUAGAAGCAGCAGUUGAACGUUGUUUCUUCACAAGUGGCUCGCAUCAUUUACAGGGCGGGAGGCUCAUAGAUCCAGAGAAUUCUUCAUGUCAAACAUCUGUUACUCGGUUUCUAUCAGAAGUCAGAUGAGGCGUUUUGUUGGCUGGUUGAAGAUGACGAUGCUAAUGUCGCUGUUUUGAAGUGUAACAGCACAGCAAUGCUAGAUGGACCUCCAGCUACCUGGAAGCAGAUUGAUCAUGUUUCUGUGAACAUGGGUCUGAUUGCACUGUUACUGUUGUGACUAUCGCUCAAAGACAAGUGUAGAUGAGAAUAUUAUUGGUAAAACUCUAGGUGGAGCCAUAACUUCCUCUAAAUCUGUAAUGUUUCUAAAGCAGAAGAAUGCCCCUCUUUCUAUAGAGUUGUCACGAGGCAUGGCGCUGGUACAGGCCGACAGGGUUUUAAGGACUCAGGCGCAGGGUUCUUACAAAUAGUGUUCUUUAUUGGUACUCACAAACAGAAGCGUGCUCCAACGUAAUCUGACAGGGAACCACAGGCACACAGGGCUUAAAUACACAAGGAAGGUGCAGGUGAUGGGAAACAGGUGGGAACACUCAGCCAAUCACGGGACAAGGCAGGAAGUGAAGUUAACCCAGGACCACAAGGAACAUGAUCGGGCACCAAGGGGCCGGGACGGGCGGAGACAGGCGUCUUGGGGUCGGUUCGGACGGAGACAGGCGUCUUGGGGCCGGUUCGGGCGGAGACAGGCGUCGUGAGGCCGGUUCGGGCGGAGACGGGCGUUGAGCGGCCGGUUUGGGCGGAGACAGGUGUCUUCGGGGUGGUUCGAGCGGAGACAGGCGUCUUUGAGCCGAGGCG